AUGUCUCCGACGACAUCUUUCCGAUCACCAAGCUUCUCGCUUUACGCUUCCUCUAAUUGUACUCCGAUCUCUCCACCAAUCUGGACCCGACCAUUUCGGAAUUCCUGCAACAGAUGCUACGGUCUAUCAUUCUCGAGCCCGUCCUCUCUUACUUCUUCUUCUUCUCCGAUCGGACCGGAAAAUCUAGUUUUCUCAUCAACGAAGCAAUCUCUCUCCGUAAAGGUCCAAGCGUUAGCUGCUGAAACCGAACAGCCAAAAUGGUGGGAGAGGAAAGCAGGGCCAAACAUGAUUGACAUUACCUCAACCGAACAGUUUCUAAACGCUUUGAAAGAUGCCGGAUAUAGAUUAGUCAUCGUUGAUUUCUAUGGAACUUGGUGUGGUUCUUGCCGAGCAAUGUUCCCAAAGCUCUGCAAAACAGCGGAACAACACCCUGAAAUAUUGUUCCUUAAAGUAAACUUUGACGAGAACAAGUCACUCUGCAAAAGCUUGAACGUCAAGGUGUUACCAUACUUCCACUUGUACCGCGGCGUUGAUGGCCAAGUCGAAUCCUUCUCAUGCUCUCUUGCCAAGUUCCAGAAACUGAGAGAUGCUAUAGAGAGACAUAAUGUAGGAAUUAGCAGUGACCACUCAUCUUCGGCUUCUGAGAAAGUUGAAGAUUCAAGCGUAUAA
Microthlaspi erraticum is the source of this 669-nucleotide messenger RNA. The record is from the annotation of a GenBank genome assembly. Lineage: Eukaryota; Viridiplantae; Streptophyta; Magnoliopsida; Brassicales; Brassicaceae.